This is a messenger RNA of Cydia strobilella, 6161 nucleotides long. RefSeq names its product probable ATP-dependent RNA helicase spindle-E (gene spn-E). The record is from RefSeq and is a predicted model, not a curated record. Bases 162 to 4490 code for a protein of 1442 amino acids. The transcript is spliced from 27 exons. Lineage: Eukaryota; Metazoa; Arthropoda; Insecta; Lepidoptera; Tortricidae. Gene Ontology annotation, molecular function: helicase activity; ATP binding; RNA binding. Gene Ontology annotation, cellular component: intracellular anatomical structure.
UCAUUUUUUUGCUUUCAAAACAGCGAUCGCAUUUCAUGCGACUCGUUACUUUUUCACUGUCGCCAAAUUUUUGUGUAUACAACAUAACAUAAAGACUUGACUUGAUCUUGUUUACUGAAGUAUAUGAUCAGUAACCAGAUUUUUACGAUAAAACAGGAAUAAUGGACGAAUUACGGUCGUUUUUCAACGACUCUCGUCCAUCGCAGUCCAAUGUGGUAAGACUUAAAGGACCCUUAACUGCCGGAUUUCGUAUCACGAAAGAAGAUACCCUAAAUGAGCUGAACAGACGAGAAGAUCAUCGGCAUUCAGUUAUUUUGACCGGCACUGAUUACGUCCGUGAAGUUAAAGAACGGGAAAUCGCAACUUAUUUGAAGAAUGAAACAGAACAUGAUCGCUGGGACAGCAUUUCCGACCGACUGGAGUCUUUGGAGCAUCUGUCUUCACUGGGAACUUCUCUGCCAAAUAUUGGAGAGCUCACGGAGGAAGCCAUGACUGAAGUGUACAGCAAGUACUCAUUCCAGAUGAAAGAGGACACCAACAAAUUAUCCAUCAACAGCUCUAAAACUGAUAUUUUAGACCGCAUCAGAGGGUUCCCCGUUGUCAUCAUAGAAGGGCCCACAGGCUGCGGUAAGACCACACAAGUGCCGCAGUGGAUCCUGGAUGACUGCCACAUGCACCGCAGAGCUUGCAAGAUCAUAGUCACACAGCCGAGGAGGAUCGCUGCCAUGUCCAUAGCUAAAAGAGUUGCGCAGGAGCGAGGUUGGGAUGUUGGUGGGGUUGUUGGUUAUCAGGUUGGACUAGAGAACAGGACAUCUAAUGACACAAGGAUUCAUUAUGUGACAACAGGAGUAUUAUUGCAGAAAUUAGUAAAUGCCAAAACAAUGAAUGAAUACACCCACAUAAUACUCGACGAGGUCCACGAGCGUGGUCAGGACAUGGACUUUCUCUUACUGGUCGUCAAGAAACUGCUAUACACAGUGUCACCAACAGUGAAAGUGAUACUGAUGUCGGCCACGUUCCAAACGCAGAAGUUUGCUGACUACUUCAUGAUCCCCACGCCGAGGGGGCAGCACAUGGCAUCUUGUAUACAAGUGAAUAAGAAGGAUCCAAUGUUCUCUGUGAAAACCUUUUACCUGGAGCAGCUGAGUAAAUUUGGUUCGCUUGUCGAAGCCUGUACGCCCAAAGCCCAUGAGCCAAACAUAAUCACCGAGAUGUACCAUCUUGUAGUGAAGCUAGUGAACGCAUUUGAGCAGAUCGACAUGACAGAGGACCAUAUCACCGAUCGGUCAGAAGCUGACCUGCCUUCUGUGUUGAUAUUCCUACCGGGAAUAAAUGAGAUUGAGGAGCAGUAUAAUGCUUUAACUGACCUGCAAUUGAGAAAGAAGAUAUCGCCCGAAUGUCCCCGCUACAACUGGUGGGUGCUGCCCCUCCACUCCACCAUCACGGCGGACGAGCAAGUCCGAGUGUUCCAGCGCGCGCCGCCCGGCCACCGCAAGAUCAUCCUCGCCACGAACAUCGCCGAGAGCUCCAUCACCGUGCCCGACAUCAAAUAUGUGAUUGACUUCUGCCUGAUGAAAAUCUUAAUAGCGGACUCGGCGACCAACUUCUCCACUCUGAGCCUGAGCUGGGCGUCUAAGAGCAACUGCGAGCAACGUUCUGGCCGCGCGGGGCGUGUGCGUGACGGCCGUGUUUACCGUCUAGUGCCCGCCAAGUUUUUUGACAAGUUCCAACAAGACAGUCCGCCGGAGAUAGUCCGCUGCCCGUUGGAGCGACUGGUGCUGCUGGCGAAGAUGCUGGACAUGGGCCCGCCCAGCGACGUGCUCGCGCUGGCCAUGGACCCACCCGAGAUGGCCCACAUACAGCGCACCAUGCUCGUGCUCAAGGAGAUCGGAGCUUUAAAGAAGACAGUGGACGGGGAGUGGUCAUCAUCAGACGGCGAUCUCACGUACAUGGGCCGCAUCAUGGCGCGCCUGCCUCUCGACGUCAAAGUCUCCAAGAUCAUCAUACUGGGACACAUCUUCGGCUGCUUGGAUGACAGCAUCAUUAUGGCUGCCGCAUUGUCGGUCAAGAACGUAUGUAGCAGCCCGUUCCGCGAGCGCCUGAACGCCUACAACGCCAAACUGACUUGGGCUGAUGGCUCCACCAGCGACUGCGUCGCUUACCUACACAUAUACAAAGUGUGGGACAGAUUCCGGCAACAGCAGUUCUUCAAGCAGAAAGGUAACAGCGAAGCGGUCUGGGCGCGGAAAUUCUACGUGCAACUGCGGGCGCUGCGGGAGCUCAGCGACAUGGUGCGCGAGCUGCGCCUCCGGCUCAGCCGCGAGGGCAUCGAGGCGCCCAAGGGCUCGCCCUGGGCACGCAACCAUCUCGCCUUCGUGCACAAGGUGAUACUCGCGGGCGCAUUCUACCCGCAGUACUUCGUGCACGGCUCGCAGAACGAGACGCGUGAGCGGGAUGCACUGCGUGAACUAAACGGACUUGAUCCGCGCACCACAGUGUACUUGAAGAAUUUCCCCGACCGUCAGCCGGGGAACAUCUACGCCGCGGCCAUCAGGAACAAGGUGCACGAGCUCAUCAAGGAAGAACCACGAGUCACCUUCGACAACAACAGCAGGAAAGUUUUCCUGACCUUCCCGACUAGUGAAGAAACCUGUAGCCGCAGCAAAACUGAAGAUGGAGACCCAACGAUCCCAGGCCAAAUAUUGCUGGCAGUGUACAAGGCCGUGAAGGGGAGACAACUGAAGAUGGACAUCAGGAUACCUCUGUUACCGUUGGAGGAAGCGAAGGCUCUCGCCGAGGAGAUGACCCAGAGCCGAUCCGCCAUACCCACAGAGCUGCAAGUGCCGAGGCUGCCCAGCAUCGAGGAGACAUAUUUUCCCCUCAAAGUGACCCAGGUCACAAGCGUGGGCAAGUUCUGGGUGCAAUACGACGAAGAGACCGCAAUGAGCGAGCUGAACGAGAUCCAAGCAACACUCAACUGCAGCCAGCUCCUGAGUUACACCGACCCCGUGUCUCCAGGGGACCUGGUAGCCGCCCCGUAUACUGACCAACGCGUGUAUAGAGCACGGGUGCAGAAGGUGCUCAAGGAUAUGGUUGAGAUCGCAUACAUCGACUUCGGGACCUUCGGCCGCAUCGCCAUCUUGAGCCUGCGCGAGCUGCCACCGGGCGUGUGCCUAAGCACCCCGCCGCUGGCCAUGCCGUGCCGGCUGGCCGAGCUGGCGCCGGCCCCGCUGCUGGACUCGCACGCGCAUUGGUCCGUCCCCGCCGAGAAGAUGUUCCAGCGGUUCGUGCGCCAGCCGCGCCUCAUGGGCAAGAUAUACUCGGUGGCGCACGGAGUGGUGUCGAUCGAGCUGCUGGCCAAAGGCGGCAACGAGAGCCUGAACAAGGACCUCGUCAACGCCAAGCUCGCCAUCACCUGCGAGGAGAGCUACGAUUCCAAGCUGAACUACGACCUGCGGCAGUCGGCGUGCGCGCUCAACUCCGAGCUCAACACGGCGCAAAUCCGCGCUUACGACCGCGAGCAAAGAGAAAACGCCUUCCGCGAGCUGCGCGAGGUGGACUCGCUCGACGCCCGGCGCUGCUACACCGACUGCUGCCUCAAGGGGCCCUUCAGCCCUCUGGAGGGAACGGUCCAUAACCUGAUGUACGGCAGUCGCGAGACGCAGGUGAACAUCGAGUGGAGCUCUAUCAACUCCGUGCUGCUCGACACGGAGCCCCAGCGCGCCUACGAAAGAUUGUUGAUAGCAGCUGAUGUGGGCCAGAGCGAACACAGCAAAAAGCUGACUCUACGUCAUACUACCCUCAUGCCUAACGUGCCGGGCCUGCCCGCCAUCAUCGCGCUCCUGUUCUGUCCCACGGCGGAGCUGAGACGCGGGCGGUGCGGCGCGCGGUACUGCGCGGCGCUGUGCGGGCUGGGCUGUGCGCCCGGCGGUGCGCCGCUGUUCCCCGAGCACGACCUGCUCGUCAACGUGGACGCCGACCUCGACACCGAGGACGUCACCUACAUUAACCAUAUCCGGUACCUGAUGGACUACUCGAUCUUCUGCCGCGAGGGGCAGGACACGCCCACCAUCGACGACGAGGCGCGCCAGAAGGUCCCCGAAACAAUCCGCGACAUUCUCUUCAAGCUGAUGGAGAAGCGGCGUAAGCACCGCGAACCAGAAACCAUCCCCAACUCCUGGGAGUGGAAAUCCGUGCCCGAGGACGAGUUGCUCGAGCUCGCGGCACCUGAGCUAACUGCCUAUGCCACGGCCUACCCGCUCCACUCCCCGCAGGAGCUGCGCCCCAUACCUCGCGAACAUCUCGACCACCUCAAGCGGGAGGUCGACAAGCUGCGCCUGCUGGUCGACAGAUCAUCGAUCUCAUCGAGCGCGGAGUUGUCGUGCCCGCUGUGCGAGACGCCGCCCAUGCCCACGCACGCAAUGCGCAUACAUCUCUACUCCAACUCGCACAAGGAGAAGGAGGAGGACUUUGCAGUCUUCAACGCCUAAAGGCUAUCGCGACUACCCAAACGGUACCUUACUUUAGUACCGUCAACCGGGGUGAAUAGGGAUGGCUGGGGUGAAUAGGGACAAAACUUUAAAUGUUAUUUACCUGACAAUUUCUUAAUAACUACCCACACAAAUUGUAUCAUACAAAAUCUACUAUUAUUCAAUCGAAUGAUACAAUUUUCGUGUGUAUUUUUUAAGAAAUUGUCAGGUUAAUCACAUUUUAACUUUUGUCCCUAUUCACCCCAGCCAUCCCUGUUCACCCCGGUUGACGGUACUUGUUUUUACAGUAAAUUCAUGAUAAAAAAACCCAAGUGUUGGUGGAAGAUAAUUAAUGAUUGUUAACCGAAUUAAUGUAUCCCAAUCGUCUCCAUGCCAUGGACGAAUAAAGUAUGUCUAUACAAAUUAUUGGAGGUACGCGAUUUUGUCUAUACGUUGUCAGUAUUCAUGUUUUAUUGGUCUAUUUCUAUACCAAAUGAUACCAGUGUCACCGAUGGUCAGUAUAUUCAUGAUCAAAAGCCUAAGUCCUAAACUUAUCUUAUUAUUAGAUGUUAAUCCAUUGUUGAUCAUCGAAUUGACGUCUUGCCUUCGAAUUGAAGGCUGUCUAACAAAAGCAAACGGUACACUGGUACAAGUGUCACGUAUAAACUUACGCAGUAAGUGUAUAUUUGAGAUGUCCGUGAAGAGACAUAGACUGCUUUUCUUGAUAGUUCAGUACCAAAGAGGAGACUGGUCCUAUAUUUAGAGGAAAAAUUGUAAAAUAUUUGCUAUUGAUAGUGCCCGUUAUCUCAAAUAUAGAUUUAAGUCUAACUUUUGUUCCUUAUUUUUGUUGUUAGAGUUAAAUUUUAUUUUCUUACUUGCCUAUACGUGAAUAAUUGAUGUGUAGGCAAACAAACUGUAUUUUUUGUUAUAAACUAUGGAUGUAUAUGAUCUGAUAAAUUUGAUUUUAAAGGCAUUGACUAAAUUCAUAACCAACUGCUUAUUGACAAGAAGGGAAUUCGUCCGAUCGUUUAUUAUGGUAAAAAUAACCUCAUGUUUACAUAUAAAUUUUGGCCAGUCAUAAAUGUUAUAAAAAACCAGUGCCAUUUUAUAUGCUAUAAUAUAUAUAAAUGAUCGUAUCGUAUCUUACUGUCGUUUCAAAGUAAGUUGAGAUGAGGUAAGAAGAAUACGUAAGGUGCUGAUACACUUGAUACGCUUUUACUUGUGAUGUAACAUUCGGAAGAAUGCUCAUUCGGAAUCGUCUUACCCCGAAAAUAUCAACUAUGGUCUUCUUACCCCAUCUUACCUUAUAUAUAUCAUUCCAAAAUAAUCUUUAAAAGUUCGCUGAUCCAUAGUGUUAGUACACCAGUAAAUAAUAUUAAUUAUGUAUAGUACUCCUAAUAUUGUCCAUUAUUUCAGUUGAUUUCUUGUUUAUUCUUAGGACUAACAUUUGUUUUGUUUGUUGUUAUAACUAUCAGAUUAGUUUUAUGUCCCAUAAAUGUUUGGUUUAAUUACUUACAUGAAGCUUAUUGUGAUGAUUAAGGAGCUGAAAUGGCGAAUUUACCAAACCUAUAAGUAAUAAGUUACAUUACGUUUAUACCAGUACUAGUUACUAAUAUCAUUUGUUGUGACAUGUAUGUGAACAUGCAUUUCUUCAUGUUAAGUGUAUAAGACCAAGAUUAUAUAAUAAAUGAG